UAUUAUUAUUUUCAUUUAUCAAAAUAAUAAAACGACGCCAGUUUAUAAAUUAUUUACAUCUGCGCGUUUUUUUGAAUGAUUGAUUUUUGCACUUGGCAGUUUCCCAUUGUGCACUCCGCACGUGCUUAGGCAUUUCGCUGAUCGCAUUGCACGAUACAAGACGUCUGUCGACUGUAAACAGGCAGUCGCUUUUAUAAUAGCCAACAUUACUGCACAACAAGUCUUUCGGUGCAAUUCUUACUUGGCGCCCGUGCAGUAUAACAAACUCUAUCCGCUCUUAUUAUUUUGUGCCGAAUGUUGUGAUCACAAUGGUGGAUCCCAAGAAACAUAAAGAAAAGCACGAUGGGACUCCCAUAGAUCGUAACUCGAAUUUUGGAGAUUAUGUCAAUUUUCCACAGCAAGAUAAUCACAUCUCAAACGGGUUAAAUGGUGCAGAUGUCAAUGGCCGAGAUGGUGCCUCUACGAGCACAACUGCAUCGAGGCAACACAGAAAUCUCCAGUGGAAUGAAAUUCUUGAAAGGGUGUCCAAAGAUGCUAUACCCUUCUUCAAGAAAUUUAACAAUAUUGUAUCAAAAUUAUUAUCAAAAUUAUGUGAGGGUCCAGAACUUAUUGAUCACUUAGCACUUACUUCAUUAAGAUUUUUAAUUAAAGAUAAGGUUGUUAGUGAACAAUCAAUACUAGAACUGAAGGAAACAUUGGGGGAGUUAGACCAAAGCACAAUUAAUGAAAUGACACAGACUGCAGAAAAUAUUAGAAGAAAAAUAACACAUGAAGAUUUAUUAUUAAUUUUAAAUCUUGAAAGUGGAAAUGGAAAUAGCUUAGAAGGAUCAUCAGCCAGUUAUUCACGCUGUUCAGAGUUAUAUGAUACUAAUUUCACAUGUGAUCCUGAUAUGUAUGACUGGGGAGAAGAUGAUGAAUAUCUUGGAGAUGAUCAUAUGACAGGUAGAGCUUUAUCGCCUGAUAGAGUUGAUCGAUGGUUGACAUUACCACCUGUAGAAACAAAAUCAACAAAAGUUCCAAUACCAAUUACAGCAGUAGCUAAAAAAUCAGAUUUUGAUAGAAAAUAUUAUUCUAAAGAGUUGGCUGAAGCCUACAAAAAAUAUCAAGAGACAAUGUCUUAUGAUGAAUUUGAAAGAUUUAUUAUAGAUAAAUUAAAAAAUAUUUCACUGGCACAGAGUGAAUUAGUUGACUUGAUGGGGUUCGAUAAAAUACAUUUCAUAGAAUAUUUAAUAGAGCAUAGUAAGCAAAUAAUAGCUUGGUUCAGCAAUCAAAUAGUGGCUAAAACGUAUACGUCCGUUCAACAAAAAGUACCACAAAUAGCGUCUCAAGUUAUUGUACACUCAGAAAAAGAAAAACAAUUAAUGAAACAAGUGCGUAAAGAGGAAAAAAAAUUGCAGAAAGUGGCCAAUAAAUUAGAAAAAAAUGAAAUUGAUGAUGAAAUUAUUGAUUUAAAACGGCUACAAUUUACGAAAAAAGAAGCAUUGAAGGCAAAAGCUGAACCACUUUUUCCAAAAAAGAUCAUUCACUUGCCUACAGUACCUCAGAAAAGAUAUCCAUUUGUAUUUGAUUCAAAAUUAGAUGCUAAAACAUCUGCAGGUUUUAUUUCAGGAAAACAAAUGGUUCUCUCUGAAGAUGUUAUUAGAGUUGACUCAAAAAUCUCUGAACGAGUUGAUAUUCCAGUACCAGAACCAAAACCUCUAAAUAUUGGAAAUAAUUUUGUGGCUAUUGAGACUCUAGAUGAAAUAGGAAAACUUGCGUUUAAGGGAAUCAAAUCCUUGAAUAGAAUUCAAAGCAUAGUUUUUGAUGCAGCUUAUCACACCAACGAAAAUUUACUUAUAUGUGCUCCAACUGGAGCAGGAAAAACAAAUGUAGCCCUGUUGUCAAUUGUUUACUGCAUUAAGCAGCAUAUUGACAAUGGUGUUUUACAAACUAAUGACUUUAAAAUUGUUUAUAUAGCACCAAUGAAAGCUUUAGCUGCAGAAAUGACAGCUAACUUUAGUAAAAGAUUAGCAAGUUUAGGAAUAACUGUAAGAGAAUUAACGGGUGAUAUGCAAUUAACAAAAUCAGAAAUAUUAAAAACACAAAUGAUAGUAACAACCCCCGAGAAAUGGGAUGUUGUUACUCGGAAAGGUACUGGCGAUGUCGAACUUACAAGAAUAGUUAGAUUACUAAUCAUUGACGAGGUACAUUUAUUACAUGGAGAUCGUGGACCCGUAGUCGAAGCUCUCGUAGCUCGAACACUUCGACAAGUAGAAUCGUCUCAGAGCAUGAUCAGAAUUGUUGGCUUAUCAGCUACGCUGCCAAAUUACGUUGAUGUAGCACAAUUUUUACGCGUCAAUCCUUACAAAGGUCUAUUUUAUUUUGAUCAUCGUUUCCGCCCGGUGCCCUUGAGCCAAUCAUUUGUUGGUGUGAAAGCUUUAAAACAAAUGCAACAAAUGACUGAUAUGGAUCUCGUGUGCUAUGAAGAAGUUGUCCACCAUGUAAGUCAAGGCCAUCAGGUCAUGGUUUUUGUUCACGCUCGAAAUGCUACAAUAAGAACAGCUAAUGUGCUCAAAGAACUGUCCAUGAAAGACCAAACUCAAUCUCUAUUUGUCUCUGAUGAAAGCAACAAAUUAGCUCAAAAAGCGUUUCAACGAUCCCCUAAUAAAUAUUUGGCCGAGUUAUUCGAACAUGGAUUCUCAGUUCAUCACGCUGGCAUGCUACGUACCGAUAGGAACCUAGUCGAAAAGUAUUUUGCCGAAGGUAUGAUUAAAGUACUAGUUUGCACAUCAACACUCGCUUGGGGUGUCAAUUUGCCUGCUCAUGCUGUUAUCAUUAAAGGAACUGAAAUUUACGACUCAAAGCACGGAACAUUUGUCGACUUAGGUAUACUGGAUGUUUUACAAAUUUUUGGGCGUGCUGGCAGACCGCAAUUUGACACAUCUGGUCAUGCCACUAUAAUAACAACGCAUAACAAAUUGUCGCACUAUUUGUCUCUUUUGACAAAUCAAUUUCCCAUCGAAAGUAGUUUCAUUACGUAUUUGGCUGACAACUUAAACGCCGAGAUUGUGUUAGGUACUGUAUCAAAUGUCCGGGAAGCCGUGGAGUGGCUUAGCUAUACAUAUUUAUUUGUCCGAAUGAAGUUGAAUCAUCUCGUAUACGGGUUAGAUCUCGCGUCAUUUGCCAGAGAUCCUAAUCUGGAAGAAAAGCGCACACAGUUGAUCCAUACAGCCGCUAUGAAUCUUGAUAAAGCACGAAUGAUACGAUACAAUACCGCUACCGGUGAUUUAAAUGCUACAGAUCUUGGUAGAACGGCGAGUCAUUACUACCUAAAGUAUGAUACUAUUGAAAUUUUCAACGAACUAAUGAAACCUGCCAUGACGGAAGCUGAUAUAUUGGCUUUGAUAUCGCGCUCGCAAGAAUUUCAACAACUCAAAGUUCGAGAAGAAGAAAUGGAAGAGCUUGAAACGUUGCAGUCCGAGUAUUGCGAAGUUGCUGCACAGGGAGGCAAAGAAAAUAUUCACGGGAAAGUCAAUAUCUUGAUGCAGACCUAUUUAUCGAAAGGUCGAUUGCAAUCAUUUUCUCUAAUAUCGGAUCAGGCAUAUAUUGCUCAGAAUGCAGUAAGAAUAUGCAGAGCACUGUUUGAAAUGGAACUUCGUGAACACAACUCGCUGAUGGCCAGUAGAAUUCUCGAAAUGGCUAAAAUGUUGGAACUUCAACAGUGGGAUCACAUGAGUCCUCUUCGUCAAUUUUUCUGCCUACCUUAUGAAAUCGUACAAAAAAUUGAAGAUCGCGAUAUAUCCAUUGAAAAGCUGAAAGAUUUGAGUGUCACUGAUAUAGGUAUUAUGAUUCGCAAUCAACGCGCAGCAGCUCUCGUAAAGAAGUGUUGCAAUGAGUUCCCGUGCAUUACAUUUGAAGCCAUGUUACAACCUAUUACUCGCACAGUGCUUCGAAUUCGUUUAAAAAUCAUCGGCAAUUUUACUUGGAAUGAUAAAAUUCACGGGAAAACAGCUGAAAACUUUUGGCUCUGGAUUGAAGAUCCUGAAAGUUGUUUUAUUUAUCAUUAUGAAUACGUUCAAUUAACAAAAAAACAAGUUAUCACCGAAUCCGGUCAAGAUUUGGUAAUGACGAUUCCCUUGACUGAACCAUUGCCUAAUCAGUACAUCGUUAAAGCCAUAAAUGAUCGUUGGCUGGGUUGCAGUUAUUGGGAGCCGCUAAAACUUGCGGAUUUGAUUUUGCCUGAUUCUCAUCCUCCUCAUACUGAUCUCUUGGAACUCAUGCCAUUGCCGAAGUCCGCGCUGAAGUCUCCGGUGUUCGAGAGUCUUUACUCAUUUACGCAUUUUAAUCCAAUUCAAACUCAAAUAUUUCAUUGCCUAUAUCAUACGGACAACAAUGUGCUUUUGGGCGCUCCUACUGGUUCGGGUAAAACUAUCGCCGCUGAAAUAGCUAUGAUGAGAGUUUUCAGGCUAGAACCCGAUCGUAAAGUGGUAUAUAUUGCUCCAUUGAAAGCACUCGUGAGAGAACGUAUGAAAGAUUGGACGAAACGUUUGGGUGGUGUACUCAAUAAAAAUGUUGUUGAAUUAACUGGUGAUGUGACACCCGACGUAAAAUCCAUUUCAACAUCCGAUGUUAUUGUGACAACUCCAGAAAAGUGGGACGGUAUAAGUCGAAGUUGGCAAACGAGAAAUUACGUGCAAAAAGUUGCACUCAUAAUUAUCGAUGAGAUACAUUUACUCGGUGAAGAUCGAGGACCCGUACUCGAAGUCAUUGUAUCUCGAACUAAUUUUAUUGCCUCGCACACGUCCAAAACUUUGAGAAUUAUCGGGUUGUCUACAGCCUUAGCUAAUGCCGUUGAUUUGGGCAAUUGGCUGGGAAUCACUUCGACCGGUUUGUACAAUUUCCGUCCUUCAGUACGACCCGUACCAUUGGAGGUUCACAUAUCUGGAUUCGCUGGAAAGCACUAUUGUCCACGAAUGGCAACGAUGAACAAACCAACUUUUGCUGCUAUUCGUCAAUAUGCUCCACACAGUCCAUCGUUAAUAUUCGUCUCGUCUCGUCGUCAAACUCGUCUCACGGCCCUCGAUCUUAUAGCAUACUUGGCCGCUGAAAAUGAUCCAAAGCAAUGGAUGCACAUGCCCGAAGAAGAAAUGGAUAGCAUACUCGACGGCAUCAAAGAUACAAAUCUCAAGUUGACCUUAGCUUUUGGCAUUGGUCUCCAUCAUGCUGGUCUUGAGGAAAAAGAUCGACAGGUCGUCGAAGAGUUAUUUGUCAACAAUAAAAUACAGGUGCUCGUGACGACUGCUACCCUCGCUUGGGGUGUCAAUUUUCCUGCUCAUUUAGUCGUUAUCAAGGGCACCGAAUAUUUUGACGGAAAGACUAAACGAUACGUUGACAUGCCAAUUACAGAUGUUUUGCAGAUGAUGGGUCGUGCCGGUCGACCACAGUUUGAUACUUCUGGUGUUGCUGUUGUGCUCGUACACGAUAUAAAGAAGAAUUUUUAUAAGCACUUUUUGUAUGAGCCUUUUCCAGUUGAAUCUAGCCUUUUAGACGUCCUUCCAGAUCACAUUAAUGCUGAAAUUGUCGCUGGCACGAUCAAAACUAAGCAAGAGUUUCUCGAUUAUCUUACCUGGACCUACUUUUUCAGGCGUUUGUUAAAAAACCCUCGAUACUACAACUUGGAAGACAUGGAACCAGAGAUGGUUAAUAGUUACUUAUCAAAUUUAGUUGAUAAGACGCUUGCUGUUUUAAUAGAUUCGCAAUGUGCAUUUUUCGACGAGGACGCACAAAUUAUAGAUCCGUUACCUUUAGGUAGGAUAGCUUCAUACUAUUAUUUAUCACAUCAAACAAUUGCCAUGUUCAACGAAAAGUUGCAGGACAACAUAUCGUUAGAGGAAUGUUUGAGAGUCAUGUGUGAUGCUCAUGAAUACGACGAAUUACCUGUUCGUCAUAACGAAGAUUUACUUAACGAGGAAUUAGCAAAAAUGUGUAAAUAUAAAGUUGAAUCGCUAUCGUAUGACUCAUCAAAUACGAAAGCCUUCCUGCUUCUACAAGCGCACUUUUCCAGAUUACCUUUGCCAUGUGCAGAUUAUUAUACAGAUUUGAAAUCCGUUCUCGAUCAGUCAAUACGUAUUUUACAGGCUAUGAUUGAUGUUGUCGCCGAACGAGGACAUUUAUCAUCAACUCUCCAGGUGAUGCAGCUGUUACAAAUGGUACUGCAAGCUAGAUGGGUUGAAGAGUCAGCAUUACUGACUCUGCCUAAUGUAGAGAAAGAGCAUUUAUAUUUAUUCGAUAAAUUUCCCAAAUGUCUUCCUCUAUUUUGCUCUAACUUGGCUAAGAAUAGUAGGUACUUUUAUGAAACAUUUUUGAAGGAAUUUAUUGAAACGCAAGUUAACAAAAUUCAAGAGGUAGCUAAAGAAAUGCCCAUUUUAUGGGUGGACCUUUGCAUCCAAAAUGGUUCAGAUUCUGAGGAUCACAUUGAAAAUAAAAUCGAAUUAAGGCGAAACGUUUGUAAUUAUAUCGAUGUUAAAGCGGAUCAUAUGUAUACUUUAGUCGUAGGCACAAAACGGAAAAAUUAUUCCAAGUCAUUAAAAGCGCACUGUCCACGUUUCCAUCGUCCCAAAGACGAAGGCUGGUUCUUGGUACUUGGCGACAUAAAGGAACGCGAACUCUGGGCUCUGAAGCGCAUAUCAGGAGUAAAUAAUCGAAAGACUCAUUAUCUAACGUUUAUACCACCAUCUAAUUUAGGAAAAAUUGAUUUACAAUUUUACGUGAUGUCUGACUGCUAUUUAGGACUGGAUCAACAGUAUACCAUCCCAUUGAAUGUGAUAUAAUUUUUUUUAUCUUUCAAAGAUGGAUUAAUCAACGUAUUAAUUAUUCAAAUUAUAAAAGUAUUAUCAUUUACUGUAAUUAUAAUUACUAAAAUUGAAAUAGUAUCAUAAUUAUCAUAAUGAUAUUCUUAAACAAAGAUAGAUUUCAAAUAA
Trichogramma pretiosum is the source of this 6959-nucleotide messenger RNA. It is a transcript of the gene obe, whose product is annotated as activating signal cointegrator 1 complex subunit 3. Gene Ontology annotation, molecular function: ATP hydrolysis activity; nucleic acid binding; ATP binding. The transcript has 21 exons. Bases 309 to 6809 code for a protein of 2166 amino acids. The record is from RefSeq and is a predicted model, not a curated record. Lineage: Eukaryota; Metazoa; Arthropoda; Insecta; Hymenoptera; Trichogrammatidae.